Molecule: messenger RNA, 1956 nt
Organism: Carya illinoinensis
Lineage: Eukaryota; Viridiplantae; Streptophyta; Magnoliopsida; Fagales; Juglandaceae
Product: ent-kaurenoic acid oxidase 1-like
Exons: 8
Coding region: 328-1800 (490 amino acids)
Biological process (GO): brassinosteroid biosynthetic process; multicellular organism development; sterol metabolic process
Cellular component (GO): endoplasmic reticulum
Molecular function (GO): heme binding; ent-kaurenoic acid monooxygenase activity; iron ion binding
Source: RefSeq, a predicted model, not a curated record
AAAAACACAGAUAAAUGCCGGCCAGUUCUCUCUCUAUCCCCAUUCAAGCCCUCUUAUAAAUACCAAGACAUAUUCACAAACCCUCCUUUCUACUCCUAAGCUACUAAUGUUCUUACUUCUUAACCCUCUCUCUCUCUCUCUCUCUCUCUCUCACAGACUCGGUUCUUUAGUCUGUCUCUCUUAACAUUAAUUAGUUGCAGAGUAUAUAUUAUACAUAUAAAGUUGCGGGGGAUAUAGAAUGACAGUGGUCAGAAAAUCUGCGGUAAUAUUGUGAGAGAUAUAUAAUCGAGAACAAAAGACGGGGGCGGUUGCUUGCGCUUAAUAUUAAUGGAGUUGGGUAUCAUCUGGACCGUGGUGUUGUGCAUAUUGGGGGCUCGGGUAGCUCUGAAAUGGCUGCUCAAGAACACAAAUUGGUGGCUCCAUGAAAGACGAUUGGGAGAAAAGCAGUACUCUCUUCCUCCAGGUGAUUUGGGUUGGCCUUUUCUGGGCAACAUGUGGUCCUUCCUCCGAGCUUUCAAGUCCAACGAUCCUGAUUCCUUCAUCUCCACCUUUGUUUCCAGAUUUGGACGCACGGGGAUAUACAAGGCCUUCAUGUUUGGGAGCCCAAGUGUCAUAGUUACGGCACCUGAAACAUGCAGAAGAGUUUUGACAGAUGAUGAUUGCUUUAAGCCCGGCUGGCCUCGAUCCACCAUGCAACUCAUUGGCAGGAAGUCAUUCAUCGGGAUUUCUUACGAAGAACACAAGCGUCUUCGGCGGUUAACAGCUGCUCCUGUCAAUGGUAACGAGGCAUUGUCCAUGUAUGCUAAAUAUAUCGAAGAAAAUGUCGUAUCUUCCUUGAACAAGUGGACGACAAUGGGAGAAAUUGAGUUUCUAACUGAGCUUCGGAAGCUUACUUUUAGGAUAAUUAUGCACAUUUUUCUUAGCUCAGAGAGUGAGCCGGUGAUGGAGGCUUUGGAGAGGGAAUAUACAACACUUAAUUAUGGUGUUAGAGCUAUGGGAAUUAAUCUUCCAGGAUUUGCUUACCAUAAAGCACUCAAGGCUCGAAAGAAUCUUGUGGCUACAUUUCAAUCUAUCGUUGAUGAAAGAAGAAAUCUAAGGAAGAAGUCUGUUGUCUUGCCGGCGAAGAAAGAUAUGAUGGAUGCUUUGCUAGAUGCGGAAGAUGAAAACGGUAGGAAAUUGACCGACGAAGAAAUCAUAGAUGUUCUGUUGAUGUACUUGAAUGCAGGUCACGAGUCUUCAGGACACACUGCAAUGUGGGCUGCCAUUUUCCUAGAACAGCACCCAGAAUAUCUUCAAAAAGCUAAGGCAGAGCAAGAGGAAAUAGUCAGAAAGAGGCCACCAACGCAGAUAGGGUUGACGCUAAAAGAAUUUCGAGAAAUGGAGUAUCUGUCAAAGGUGAUCGACGAAACACUUCGUGUGAUAACGUUUUCGCUGACGGUUUUCCGAGAAGCGAAAAUGGAUGUCAAUAUAGGAGGUUACACCAUUCCCAAAGGUUGGAAAGUCCUAGUCUGGUUCAGAAGUGUUCACCUGGAUCCUGAAAUUUACGUGAAUCCAAAGGAAUUCAAUCCUUCCAGAUGGGAUGGUUUUACACCCAAAGCAGGAACCUUCCUUCCCUUUGGAGCAGGAAGCAGGUUGUGCCCUGGAAAUGAUCUUGCUAAGCUGGAGAUCUCUAUUUUCCUUCACUAUUUUCUCCUUCAUUAUCAGAUGGAACGGCUUAACCCCGGCUGCCCAGUGAGGUACUUACCACACACAAGGCCAACUGAUAAUUGCUUGGCGAGAAUCAAGAAGUGUUCCACUUAAUCUGUAGAAGAAGAAAGAAAGUGAUUUAAGUGGAAGCAACAAUAAAACAGCAUAUUCUUGUUAUUUUAAUCGAGAGAGAUUUUAUUUUUGUUUCGAGUCUAUCUUUGUCCUCAAGUCCCAGCUUGAUGCUAAUGGUAUGAGAGUUUUAACAGGCUA